AUGGCCUCUGCCGGGAGCGGCGGCCGCGCCGCAUCGCGGGACGGGGAGGCCAACGGCGAGCCGGACCGCUCCUUGCAGCUGAUGCUGCGGGCGAUAGCGGAGGAGCGCAGCCGCACCGGCCUCCGCCACGAGAUCAGCGGCCUCGGGUGUUUCAAAGAUGACCGUAUCGUAUUCUGGACUUGGAUGUUUUCUACAUAUUUUAUGGAGAAAUGGGCCCCCCGGCAAGAUGAUAUGCUCUUCUAUGUCCGUCGAAAACUGUCCUAUGUUAGUGGUGAUAGUACAGAUGGGAAAAAGCAGGUUGAAGUUGAAGUUUAUCGAAGAGAUUCCAAGAAGCUUCCUGGGCUGGGAGAUCCUGACAUUGACUGGGAAGAGAGUGUCUACUUGAAUCUCAUUCUACAGAAGCUGGAUUAUGUGGUGACAUGUGCUGUGUGCACACGCUCCGAUGGAGGAGAUAUUCACAUUCACAAAAAGAAAUCUCAGCAAGUGUUUGCAUCUCCUAGUAAACACCCAAUGGAUAGCAAAGGAGAAGAGUCAAAGAUUAGCUAUCCCAACAUAUUCUUCAUGAUUGACAGUUUUGAAGAGGUUUUCAGUGACAUGACUGUGGGAGAAGGAGAAAUGGUCUGUGUGGAGCUGGUGGCCAGUGACAAAAGCAACACUUUCCAAGGGGUGAUUUUCCAGGGAUCCAUCCGCUAUGAAGCACUCAAGAAGGUCUAUGACAACAGGGUGAGUGUUGCAGCAAAGAUGGCUCAAAGAAUGUCCUUUGGCUUUUAUAAAUAUAACAACAUGGAGUUUGUCCGAAUGAAAGGGCCCCAAGGGAAAGGACAUGCAGAGAUGGCAGUGAGUAGAGUUCCUACUGGCGACACUUCACCUUAUGGAACUGAAGAAGAUUCAAAUCCAGACUCCCCAGUUCAUGAGAGACUCACGUCUUUCAGCACACCACCAACCCCAGAACGCAACAAUCGCCCAUCCUUUUUCUCCCCAUCUCUUAAGAGAAAAGUGCCCCGAAAUCGAAUUGCUGAGAUGAAAAAAUCCCACUCAGCGAAUGACAGUGAGGAGUUCUUCAGAGAUGAUGAUGGUGGAGAUCUGCACAAUGCAACAAAUCUGAGGUCACGUUCCUUAUCUGGAACAGGACGGUCUCUGGUGGGCUCGUGGCUGAAACUGAACAGAACAGAUGAAAAUUUUCUACUCUAUGCACACUUAACUUACAUCACUUUGCCAUUGCAUCGAAUUUUAACAGAUAUCCUGGAAGUGCGGCAGAAACCAAUUCUGAUGACAUAGCAGAGAGCGGGCACAGCCUUGGAGCCUUGUUGCCAAGUGCCUAACCUCAGCAGUUUUCUGUGCUAACACUACCAUCUAGUGUCAGGAACAUAAACCUCCGCAGAAAAAGGGAAGUCAAAGAAUACCAGCCGAUCAAAAGUGCCUCUUUCUUCCUUCCUCUGCUGUCAUACACCAUAUGCACACUUGCAGUACAUCACUUGAGUGUUUCCGACUGGAAGAGGACUUUCAACAAAACAAAAGAAGGGGCUGUGUCUGAAACGUGUCAUUGCUUUAUGAACAGUUUAUUACUAUGUUUACUUUAUAACUAAGAAACCAACAACGUGUACAGAAUGUGUUAAACUUUAUAUUCUUUGAAAGAAACAAUUUCAUAAUGAUGUA
This is a messenger RNA of Lagopus leucura (white-tailed ptarmigan), 1656 nucleotides long. RefSeq names its product KIAA0930 ortholog. The record is from RefSeq and is a predicted model, not a curated record. Lineage: Eukaryota; Metazoa; Chordata; Aves; Galliformes; Phasianidae. The coding region runs from base 1 to 1278 and encodes 425 amino acids. The transcript has 10 exons.